Molecule: messenger RNA, 962 nt
Organism: Ornithodoros turicata
Lineage: Eukaryota; Metazoa; Arthropoda; Arachnida; Ixodida; Argasidae
Product: transcription factor Adf-1-like
Exons: 5
Coding region: 80-859 (259 amino acids)
Molecular function (GO): DNA binding
Source: RefSeq, a predicted model, not a curated record
UGCUGUGUGUGCACGGUGUGUGUGUGUGCCUGUUGCAAAGUCGGCAAAUUCUGGAUGUACCGACGUAACCGUGCAGGAAAUGCUUUGCAUUGAGAUUGAAAAGCAUCCGUGGUUGUAUGAUAAGACUAGGUCUGAAUAUAAAGACACCUUGAAGCGAGAAAAUGCCUGGCAGGCAAUUGCACGCACCCUGAAGCUCAACGCGGAGGAGUGCAAAAAACAGUGGCGAACAAUCCGAGACAGGUACGCACGGGAGAACAGACAGACGACAGAGGACAGGCCAAGAAGCGGUGCCGGGAGUGACGAAGUCGUCACCUCCAAAUGGUCACUCUAUAAGUAUCUGGGGUUCCUCAAACCUCAUUUAAAGAGUAAAAAGCUACAAGAACAGAACACUGUGGAUGCCACAGGCAACUCCGAGCAAUACCAUGGGACCACUGCUCAGGGCCUUCUCCUCACAAUGAUCAACGAGGAUUCAUUUACGUCGCCCACAGACGAAACAAGCCAUGAAAUAAAUCAAAACAAGGAGAGCUCUGGCCAAGCCUUUGAAUCGUCGGACACAUACAGAGCGUUACGAGACCAGGAAGAGCGAAACGAGCCUCCCACUGUUCCACCCCACAAACCAUCCGAACGGAAGACUGCAUCAGGGGAGACCAGCUACCUCACACAGGCUUUAGCAGCAGCAACUGCAGAGAUGGCGAGUGGGAGCCGGAAUGCACGCCUGCAUAUUGAUGACUGUGACACAAUGUUUUUGUUAAGUCUACGGGACAGUUUUAAGGUUCUGUCAAACAAGAAAAAGAGGCUCGCGCAGCUACAGAUCCAGAAGGUGCUGUUUGACUUGGAGUUUGGUGAAGAGAGUGAAUAAGAUAACUACAUAUAUGAUGAAGGCAAAGUCUUCUUGAGUCUGAGGAGCGGUGACAAAUACGAGGACGACAGGGCAGAAAUACACGCAAGAAAGGACGCCCCGU